Fukomys damarensis (Damara mole-rat) is the source of this 1453-nucleotide messenger RNA. RefSeq names its product thiosulfate sulfurtransferase (gene Tst). Gene Ontology annotation, cellular component: mitochondrion. The coding region runs from base 405 to 1298 and encodes 297 amino acids. Gene Ontology annotation, molecular function: thiosulfate-cyanide sulfurtransferase activity. Gene Ontology annotation, biological process: transsulfuration. The transcript has 3 exons. The record is from RefSeq and is a predicted model, not a curated record. NCBI's taxonomy places the organism in Eukaryota, Metazoa, Chordata, Mammalia, Rodentia, Bathyergidae.
AAACCCCGGAACCAACUAGGACAGUGGGCAGAGAGUUGGGGACCGCACGCAAGCGAGCCCAGGCUGCCGAGAGAGGGAGCAGGAGCGCUGGCGAGGGCGCAGGCCGGGGCGCGCGGGACUCCAGCGCAGUCCACCCUUUUGCCCGUCUUCCCCCAUCCUAGGCUUUGAUCACCGCUCCUUUCCGGCAGGACCCGCAGAGCGGGUGCCUGACACCUUCCCCGCCUGCUCUCUAAAAGGGGAGCUCAAAAAGUUUUGCCCCACCCUCUUCUGCGCGGAGGGCCGGACCGGGACCGAGGGGGCGGGGCCGGCUUUGCCAGGGCUUCCGCAGGCCUGCCAGCUUGGGGCCCCAGUCCCGCUGGAGUGCUGUUGACAGCACACUCUGGGUGACACGCAGAGCUGCCACCAUGGUUCAGCAGGUGCUCUACCGGGCUCUGGUCUCCACCAAGUGGCUGGCGGAGUCCAUCCGGAGUGGCAAGCUGGGGCCCGGCCUGCGGGUGCUGGACGCAUCCUGGUACUCACCGGGCACCCGGGAGGCCCGCAAGGAGUACCAAGAGCGCCACGUGCCCGGCGCCUCCUUCUUUGAUAUAGAAGAAUGCCGGGACACGGCGUCGCCCUACGAGAUGAUGCUGCCCAGCGAGGCGCACUUCGGGGACUACGUGGGCCGCCUGGGCAUCGGCAACGACACCCACGUGGUGGUGUACGACGGUGACCACCUGGGCUGCUUCUAUGCUCCCCGAAUCUGGUGGAUGUUCCGCGUGUUUGGCCACCGCACGGUGUCAGUGCUCAAUGGUGGCUUCCGGAACUGGCUGAAGGAGGGACACCCCGUGACAUCUGAACCUUCACACCCAGAGCCUGCUGUUUUCAAAGCUACACUGGACCGCUCCUUGCUCAAAACCUAUGAGCAGGUCCUGGAGAAUCUUGAAUCUAAAAGGUUCCAGCUGGUGGAUUCACGGGCCCAAGGGCGGUACCUGGGCACAGAGCCAGAGCCAGAUGCAGUAGGACUGGGCUCGGGCCACAUCCGUGGCUCAAUGAACAUGCCCUUCAUGGACUUUCUGACCAAGGAUGGCUUCGAGAAGAGCCCAGAGGAGCUGCGCACCAUGUUCCAGGCCAAGAAGGUGGACCUCACACAGCCCCUCAUCGCCACUUGCCGCAAGGGUGUCACCGCCUGCCACAUCGCCCUGGCUGCCUACCUCUGUGGCAAGCCGGAUGUGGCCGUCUACGACGGCUCCUGGUCGGAGUGGUUCCGCCGGGCACCCCCGGAGACCCGUGUGCCGCAGGGGAAGGGCGGCAAGGCCUGAGUGGGUCUGUCCUCUGCACUGUGGCUGGCCCCAGGUUAGUGACCCCAGCUUGACCUGCAGCUGGUUCUUAGGCAAAGGAGGUUGACACAGUUUUUAGAAUUUCUGUGCAGAGCUUGCUGUUCCUCAGAACACUGGAAUAAACUUCUUUUCUGAAC